AUGAAUAUAGGAAGUGAUAAAACCUUGUAUCGAUUUUCAAAGGAAAACAUUCAAUGGUUAGUGGAUUAUUUUUUGCCUUCAACUAGUGAAACACGUGGUGGAGGCUUGGAUGGAUUCACAAAAAUGUGUACAUACCUUCGAUUUUUGGCGGAUCCAGGUUUUCAAUGUGGAAUUGGGGAAGAUAUCGGUAUUCAUCAGUCCACUGCAUCACGCAUAAUUAAAGAAAUGGCAUUUAUUAUUUCGCAACGUGCAGCAGAAUGGAUCAAAUUUCCGGAAACAACGACUGAAUUCAAGGCAGAACAAACGUUAUGGAGCACGAAAUAUAAAAUGCCAUUUGCAGUAGGAGCAAUUGAUUGCACUCAUUUCAAAAUAAAAAAACCUUUAAAUAAUUGUGAUGAAUACAUUUGUAGAAAAGGGUUUUUUUCAAUAAAUGUGCAAGCAACAUGCAAUGCUAAUGAAUUGUUUACAAGUGUCGAUGUUUCUUGGCCUAGUUCUGUGCAUGAUUCAAGAAUUUUUAAAAAUAGUUCGGUGCACAAUGUGAUUAAAAGCAAUGAUGUAGAAGCAUAUUUACUUGGCGAUGAAGGAUACGGUAUUGCGCCAUGGUUAAUGACACCCUUUAAAAAUCCAUCAAAUCCCAAUGAAGCCUUAUAUAAUUCCACAAUAACAAAGGAAAAAACUAUCAUUGAACGUUGCUUUGGUCAAUUAAAGCAGAGGUUUGCAUUAUUUCAAUAUAAAAUUCGUGUUGAUAUAGAAAUUGUACCAUAA
Teleopsis dalmanni is the source of this 765-nucleotide messenger RNA. RefSeq names its product putative nuclease HARBI1. The transcript has a single exon. The record is from RefSeq and is a predicted model, not a curated record. NCBI's taxonomy places the organism in Eukaryota, Metazoa, Arthropoda, Insecta, Diptera, Diopsidae. The coding region runs from base 1 to 765 and encodes 254 amino acids.